Molecule: messenger RNA, 4245 nt
Organism: Folsomia candida
Lineage: Eukaryota; Metazoa; Arthropoda; Collembola; Entomobryomorpha; Isotomidae
Exons: 2
Coding region: 1-4245 (1414 amino acids)
Biological process (GO): DNA integration
Molecular function (GO): nucleic acid binding; zinc ion binding
Source: RefSeq, a predicted model, not a curated record
AUGGUGGCGGAAGAAGAGAAGAAAAAAGCACGAGGCGACCAUCGAGAUAAUCGUCCUCGUCAACCAAAGCCAACUGAAAAAUGCCCCUGUUGCAGAAGCAACAAUCACAAGCUACACGCCUGUAGGGAUUUCGCCGACAAACCAACAGACGAGCGGUGGGAGCUCGUAAAGAACAAUCACCUCUGCUUCCGGUGUAUGGCAUCUGGCCAUGGGGCCAGAGAUUGCAAAUUUCCCCGAUCCUGUGGCGUCGACGGGUGUGCGAAACCCCAUCACAAGAUGCUCCAUAUCCCUGCCCCACGUAGAAUACAAGCCGACGAACCUGAGAAUCCUCGCCGCCCUGCCGUUGUACCACCCGAAAUGGUCAACACGGGGGAAGAAGUCCCCUACAUCAACCUAAUGGUCCUUCCCGUAACUUUAGAAGGCCCCAAAGGCUCCAUCUCCACCUUCAUGAUGCUCGAUUGCGGCAGUACUCUCACUGUCAUUGAAAGUACCAUCGCCCAAGCCAUCGGAUUAAGAGGAGAGUCUCGUCGAAUCAAGGUGGGCGGAUUCCAAUCGGACCCCACCGUACUGAAUACCCAAGUCGUCUCCCUCCGCAUCAAGUCCAAAGACGGAAGCUUCGUCCACGAAUUAGAAAAUGUCAAGACCGUGGACAAAUUGAAAUUGCGGGAGCAAUCUGUCCGCAAAUCACUGCUCAAAAAGUGGCCCCACCUCCAGGGAAUCGACAUUGAGACCUACGAUUGUAGGCGUCCAGGAAUUCUCGUGGGGAUGGACAACCCCACCCUCUUCCUACAGAAAGACUGCAGAGUGGGAAAAGGGAACAACAGCAAUUCUCCCAUAGCCAUCCGCACGCCACUGGGAUGGGCGCUAAUGGGGAGAACAGCUUGGGCCGGCCGGGAACAAUAUGCAUAUCACAUGCAGGAAGUCGAUCCCCUCCAUCAACUGGUUAAGGACCAGUUCUCCACCGAAUCAUUUGGGGUCAAACCGUUGCUAGAUAAGCCAAGAACGAAAGAGGAUAAGCGAUCUCAGCAAAUUUUGGACGCCUCCACUCGUCGGGUCGAAGGAGGAUGGGAGACCGCGCUGUUGUGGCGUGAUGAUCAUGUCCAACUCCCCGAAAGUUACUCCAACGCCUAUCGUCGUCUCUUGUCCAUGGAGAGGAAGAUGGACCGCGACCCAGAAUUUUUGAAAAGUUACUACAGCAAGAUUACUGAGUAUUUGAACAAAGGCUACGCCAGAAUUCUGUCCCCGGAAGAAGCCGCCACCACUACGAACAAGACGAACUACAUUCCCCAUUUUAUGGCGUACAACCCCAAGAAACCAGGGAAGUUGCGCUUCGUCUUCGACGCCGCCGCCAACAAUCAUGGUCGCAGUCUCAACGACCAUCUCCUCCAAGGACCCGACAAGUUAGUCCCACUGCCCAACAUUCUCCUGAAAUUUAGACAACGACAAAUUGCCCUCACCGCUGAUAUUGAGGACAUGUUUCACCGUGCCAAAGUGAAACACGACGACGCCCAAGCUCAACGCUUCCUUUGGAGAGGAAGUGACCGCACUCGUCCCCCCGAUAUCCUAGAAAUGGGAGUACUCAUCUUUGGAGCCACCUGCUCGCCCACUUGCGCCCAGGAGGCGAAGAACAAAAACGCAGCAGAGUUUCAACAACAAUUUCCCCACGCCGCCAAGAAGAGAUUCGACGAGGUACGAGCUAUCCACGCUGCCGGUGGAUUUAACUUGCGAAAUUGGCUGUCAAAUUCCCCUGAAGUUGUUGCACACGUCCCCGAGGAACUUCGUGCCAGCAACAUGAAAGAUCUGCAAAUGGGGGAAGAUAAUGUCAUCGAGAGAGUCCUUGGUCUCUUCUGGAGACCAGAAUCCGACGUCUUCACUUUCUCCCUCAACUUCGUCAAAGCAAGAGAGGAGAUUUUGUCCGGUAGGAAAGUCCCCACCAAGCGGGAAAUGCUGUCACUGGUCAUGUCCAUUUAUGACCCACUGGGAUUUCUGGCCAUCCUCACAAUUAAAGCAAAAAUCCUGCUACAACAAGCAUGGCGCAGCGAGGUCGGAUGGGACGACGAAAUCCCCCGGUCCACAUUCGAAUCAUGGAGAAAGUGGCUGCAAGAUGUGCAGAAAAUUCCCUCAUUCCGACUUCCCCGGUGCUACUCGUGGACCUUCACAUCUGCAGAUGAGGUCCAACUCCACAUGUUUGUCGACGCGAGUGAAGAGGCCUUUGGAGCAGUUGCCUACUUCCGCAUCAAGAAAGAAGAAGAUGCGGAAAUCGCCCUCGUUAUGGGAAAAGCUAAAGUUGCCCCCCUCAAGAGCUUGUCCAUUCCCCGCAUGGAGCUCCAAGCAGCGUUAAUGGGAGUCAGACUUGCCCACACUAUCUGCCAACAGCACGAGGUGAAAAUUGACAGAACAAUUUUCUGGUCCGACAACACCACCGUCCUGGGAUGGAUCAGAUCAGACGGAAGAAAGUACGUCCAAUUCGUCGCCAACCGAGUGGGAGAGAUUCAGGAACUCUCCACUCCCGAACAAUGGAGGUGGGUCCCCACUUUGGAAAAUGUCGCCGACGAGUUGACCCGACUUGAGUCUCCCUGCGACUUCCGCCCCUCCAGGCGUUGGGUGAAUGGUCCCCCUUUCCUCCAACAAGAUGAAGCCCUCUGGCCUGUCCCCGCCUCUAUGAAAGUAAAAGAGAACCCCGAAGAGGAAAUGAAGAACCACUGCCUCCUCCAUUUCCAUGAAACCGCCCCUCUCAUCGACAUCAGUCGCUUUUCCCAGUGGAGACGACUGAUCAAUUCCACCGCCUAUGUAUUUCGGGUCCGUGACAUCACGAUGAAGAAAUCUCCUCUCUACAGCAAAGAACUUUGCCCAGAAGAACUGGCCCGCGCCCAACAGUGGUGGUGCCGAGCUAGCCAACAAGAAAAUUUCCCGAACGAGUGGGAGUGCGUGUCUGCCGACUUACCUCUCCCAAAGAAGAGUAAACUGUCCAAACUUUGCCCCUACUUGGACAAAGACGGAGUUCUGAGAGUCCGCGGUCGUAUCGAUAAUGCCGCCCAAGGGGAUGCCUCCAUGAGAAGGCCUGUCAUUUUGGACGCCCGACAUCCAUACACACGUCUCCUCAUCGCCCACUUUCAUCGCCAAUGUGGACACCACGGCACCGAGAAAAUCUUGAAUGAGAUUCGCCAACAAUUUUAUGUCGUUCACCUCCGCUCAGCAGUGAAGAAAGCCCAGCAGUCAUGUCAAGCCUGUAAAAAUUACAAAGCCAAGCCGUCCCCUCCUGAGAUGGGACAAUUACCAGCCGCCAGAUUGGAUAGUCAUGUCAUCCCCUUCCACCGCACCGGACUCGACUACUUCGGCCCAAUCGAGGUCACCGUGAAGAGGAGUCGCGAAAAGAGAUAUGGCGCCCUCUUCACAUGCCUCGUGACCCGCGCCGUGCAUCUCGAAAUCGCCCACAGCUUAAGCACGGACUCCUGUAUCCUGGCGAUACGAAGAUUCAUCGGAAGAAGAGGAUGUCCAGUCCACCUCUACUCCGACAACGGCACCAACUUCCGAGGGGCCCACAAUGAGUUGAAAACGGCCCUGCAAGAAAUAAGCCAACCACAAAUGCAGAACGAGUGCGCCACCAGAGGAAUCACGUGGCAUUGGAAUCCCCCAUCAGCACCCCACUUCGGCGGAAGUUGGGAACGCCUCGUCCGCUCCGUCAAGACCGCUCUGGGAAAGGUCCUACUCCAAAAGAAUUUGAAGGAUGAGUCCCUCUACACCCUGCUAGUGGAGGCUGAACACGUGGUCAACAGUCACCCCCUCACUCACGUAUCAAUUGAUCCUGACGACCCCGAAGCCCUUACGCCGAACCAUUUCCUCCUGGGUCGCUCAAGCAACCCACAACCGGCCGGAAACUUCAGCCCCACCGAUCUCACAAGCUACAAGCAGUGGAGAGCGACUCAAGAAUUGGCCAAUAAAUUUUGGAGGAGGUGGAUUCAAGAAUAUCUCCCCACUCUCCUCCGCCGCGAAAAAUGGGACCUUCCAACCACUCCCAUCGAAGAAGGAGAUGUCGUAGUCGAGGUCAACGCGACCCUCGACCGAAACCAAUGGCCACUGGGGAAAGUGGUGAAAACCUUCCCCGGACACGACGGCAUCGUCCGCGUCGUCGACAUCAAGAUGUCCAACGGGAAGCAGUACCGACGCCCCGUCGCCAAACUAUGCGUCCUCGACGUGCGGGACAAGACCGCGAAGCACGACGCCCAGCUCGACUCCGACAAUUGA